GCCUUUGUACGCAAUCCCCAUUACCCACCUUCCCUUUUCAUACACACAUCAUCAGUUCUCAAAUCAAUUCCAUUUCCAAUUUGCUCUCUCCCCUCCUCCUCCUCCUCUCUCCCAAAACCUAGAAACACGAACGCAAUGGGUUCCCUCCGUGCCCUAGACGUCCCCUUGCACUACCCUACCGCCCGCCGAGACGAGUCCGUCGUCGACGACUAUAACGGCGUCAAGGUCGCCGAUCCUUACAGAUGGCUUGAAGAUCCUGACUCCGAAGAGACGAAAGAGUUCGUACAGAAACAAGUAGAAUUGACGCAGUCGGUUCUGAAGGAAUGCGAUACGAGAGGCCAGCUUGGGGAAAAGAUCACCCAGCUUUUCGAUCACCCGCGUUAUGAUCCACCUCUUAAGCGAGGGAACAAGUACUUCUACACCCACAACACUGGGCUUCAAGCCCAAAGUGUCCUCUACGUGCAGGAUAGUUUGGAUGGAAAAGCAGAGGUGUUGCUUGAUCCAAAUACGCUUAGCGAAGAUGGGACUGUUUCUUUGAACACUUAUUCAAUUAGUGAGGACGCCAAGUACUUGGCCUAUGCCCUUAGUUCAAGUGGCAGUGACUGGGCAACGAUUAAAGUGAUGCGGGUUGAGGAUAAGGCGGUCGAGCCUGAAACUAUAUCAUGGGUCAAGUUUUCGGGUAUUCGCUGGACACAUGAUCAUAAAGGGUUUUUCUACAGCCGCUAUCCAGCUCCAAAAGAAGGAGAAGGAGAAGAUAUUGAUGCUGGGACAGAGACCAACUCAAAUCUUUAUCACGAGUUAUACUAUCAUUUUGUGGGUACUGAUCAAUCAGAAGACAUAUUAUGCUGGAGGGAUUCUGAAAAUCCUAAAUACUUGUUUGACGCUGAUGUUACAUAUGAUGGGAAAUAUAUUCUUCUGUAUGUUGAGGAGGGUUGCGACCCAGUCAACAAAUUUUAUUACUGUGACAUGUCUGCACUUCCUAAUGGUCUUGAAGGUCUAAGGGGGAAAAACGAUUUACUGCCAGUUAUCAAGGUUAUUGAUAAAUUUGAUGCACAGUAUCAUGUCAUUGCAAAUGAUGAAACUGUGUUUACUCUUCUGACAAACAAGGAUGCUCCAAAAUAUAAGUUGGUCCGAGUUGAUCUGAAGGAACCAACUGUUUGGACUGACGUUGUCCCAGAAUCUGAAAAAGAUGUGCUUGAAUCAGCUUCUGCUGUAAAUGGUACCCAAAUGAUUGUUAGUUACUUGAGUGAUGUGAAGUAUGUUGUACAGAUAAGGGAUUUGAAAUCAGGUAACUUGCUGCAUCAAUUACCGAUUGACAUUGGAUCGGUUAAUGAGAUUUCGGCAAGACGUGAAGACAGUACAGUUUUUUUUGGGUUUACAAGUUUUCUUACCCCUGGUAUAAUUUAUCAGUGUAAUCUAGACAAUGAAAUUCCAGACUUGAAGGUACUUCGCGAAAUUACGGUUCCUGGGUUUGAACGCUCAGAGUUCCAUGUUGAUCAGGUAUUCGUUCUCAGUAAGGAUGGCACUAAGAUACCAACGUUUGUUGUGGCCAGAAAGAACAUUAGUUUGGAUGGAUCACAUCCAUGCUUGCUAUACGGAUAUGGUGGAUUUAACAUUAGUAUUACGCCUUCAUUCAGUGUUAGUCGUAGUGUACUUACAAGGCAUUUAGGUGUUGUUUACUGCAUAGCCAAUAUCCGUGGGGGUGGAGAGUAUGGUGAGGAAUGGCAUAAAGCAGGCUCCCUCUCUAAAAAGCAAAAUUGCUUUGAUGACUUCAUUUCUGCAGCUGAAUACCUUGUAUCUGCCGGUUAUACCCAACCCAGCAAGUUGUGUAUUGAAGGUGGAAGUAAUGGUGGACUGCUCGUUGGAGCUUGCAUAAAUCAGAGACCUGAUCUUUUUGGUUGUGCGCUGGCUCAUGUUGGUGUUAUGGAUAUGCUACGGUUCCACAAGUUUACCAUAGGUCAUGCCUGGACUUCUGAUUAUGGCUGCUCUGACAAGGAGGAAGAGUUCCGUUGGUUAAUUAAGUACUCGCCUUUACACAAUGUUAGGAGACCAUGGGAACAACAUGCAAGCCAACCUCACCAAUACCCAUCUACCAUGUUAUUGACUGCGGAUCAUGAUGACCGAGUUGUACCACUACACUCGUUGAAGUUAUUGGCGACCUUGCAAUAUGUUCUGAUCACAAGUUUGGAGAAUAGCCCACAGACAAAUCCGAUUAUUGGUCGCAUUGAAUGCAAGGCGGGGCAUGGAGCUGGACGUCCAACCCAGAAAAUGAUUGACGAAGCUGCUGACCGGUAUAGUUUCAUGGCUAAGGUGUUGGGUGCGUCAUGGAUAGAGUAGAUUUUAUCGAUGCUGGAGAAAAAACAUGAAAUGUACGCCUGAUGGUUUUAUAAACGGCCAAGAUUUUUGGAUGCCUCUUGUAUUCGACUGUCUGUAACCUUAUUUUUUGGGCCUCCUGUGUUUGCUUACUCUUUCUGUACUCUUCGGCCUUUUUUACAAUAAAAAAAAUAAACAAUUGAAAUGUACUUUUUAUGAA
Pyrus x bretschneideri (Chinese white pear) is the source of this 2533-nucleotide messenger RNA. Its product is annotated as prolyl endopeptidase. Lineage: Eukaryota; Viridiplantae; Streptophyta; Magnoliopsida; Rosales; Rosaceae. Gene Ontology annotation, molecular function: serine-type endopeptidase activity; oligopeptidase activity. The transcript has 12 exons. The coding region runs from base 136 to 2337 and encodes 733 amino acids. Gene Ontology annotation, biological process: proteolysis. Gene Ontology annotation, cellular component: cytosol. The record is from RefSeq and is a predicted model, not a curated record.